ACAGAGCCGCGCUGGCCCCGCACCCCUGCGCGGGAGCCGCUGCCGCCGGGCUCGGCGUGCCGAGGGACGGGGCUUGCCGAGGGACGGGGCUUCCCUUCGCGACCCGGCUUCCCUUCGCGACCCGCAGUCCCUGUGUCCCGGCACCCCUGCCCCGUGGUACCCGGUCCUGGGGGCACCUCCGCGCUGUGAGAUCCUGCUGCGACCCCGGCCGGGGGAGGCACGGUGGAGCCCCGCGCCUGCCGAGUCCUGUGAGAGGAAAAAAGGGGUGCAGGAGGAGACCCCCGUUCUUGCAAAAAUGCAUUUGGCUCUUUUCUUGUCCUGGUGCUGCUGCCUGCAUGGAUGCGCGCUGGGGACUGGCUUCCUCUAUCAAUUCCCAGCAUCAACCCUGCAGCACAACUACCCAGAGCAGAGCUCAGGCUCGCCGGGCAGCGGCUUCGCCAGUCGCCGGCAUUGGUGUCACUAUACGGUUACACGGACAGUUUCCUGCCAAGUGCAGAACGGGUCAGAAACGGUGAUCCAGCGAGUUUAUCAGAGCUGCCGGUGGCCGGGACCUUGUGCCAACUUAGUCAGGACUCUCAUCAGGCCCACGUAUAAAAUGUCCUACCGAACCGUGACCACGCUGGAGUGGAGGUGCUGCCCUGGCUUCACGGGGAGCAACUGCGAAGAGGAAUGCAUGAACUGCACAAGACUAGCGGAUAUGACCGAGAGGCUAAACACGCUCGAGGCCAAGAUCCUCUUGCUCGAGGCUGCAGAGCGAAGCCCACAGUUAGAAAACAACCUGCCCAUCACUGGGACGACAGCCACGUGGUACGAUGAUUUGCUACCAGAUGCCUUUCCCCUGCUGAAUCCUGGGACUGUCCUGAGAAAAACAGUGGGAUCGGUUGAGCCUAAAGGACACAGAGGUGCACAGGAGCAGCUAAUACCACAGGGGCUGCCGGGACAGGUUGGUCCUCCAGGCCCAGUUGGACCAACUGGUCUUCCAGGACCACCAGGACCAAAAGGAGAGAAGGGACAACCCGGUGAGAGGGGCCCAGCGGGGCCACCAGGGCUGUUGGGACCUCAAGGACCAAGAGGACUUCCAGGAGAAACCGGGAUUCCAGGUCCCCCAGGUCCUCCAGGGCCACCAGCCACCCCAAGCCUCCCUCUUACCUUCCAACAAGGGGUUCUCUACUCGCUCCAGCCCACAGCUGAAAAAGAAAAUGGAGAACCCCAGCUGGCCUCCACCGUCAUAGACACCAUCAUGGCUGGCCUGCCAGGACCUCGGGGAGCCCCAGGCCCUGUUGGGCCACCAGGGCCACCAGGCGCAUCAGGACCCAAAGGGCCACCAGGACCUAUCGGAGUCCCUGGAUCACAAGGCUUACCAGGCUCUCCAGGACAACCUGGACCAAAGGGCUCCAAAGGAGACAGAGGAGAGAGAGGACAAGCAGGUCUGGCUGGAGAGAGGGGCAUUAAGGGAUUUCCUGGUGAACCAGGCAAGAAGGGUGAGGAAGGUGACAAAGGUGCUGAUGGGGAAGGUGUUCAACAACUUCGAGAAGCUCUGAAGAUUUUAGCCGAGAGGGUAUUGAUUCUUGAGCACAUGAUAGGAAUUCAUGACUCUUUAUCUUCCAUUGAGCCAGGCUCUGGACAGGAUGUGAUCCCGGGCUCCCCUCUGCGAACCAGCAUCAAGAUCAAACGUGGAGGACCACAGCAGCCGCAGGCCUACCAGAUCCUCUCUUCACUGCUGGAUGACAGUGAAGCCAAAAGGAGAAGCAAUCGGAUGAAGUAGGAGCAUCUAUGUGUUCUCCAUGUCUGUUCACCAGUUAAAGAUACAGUAUCCCAGUGCUUAAUUGCAAAGUGCAAAUGAAGUGGGUAGGAGGCUGCAGUGUUGGCAAUGAGGUUUCCUUACCUGGCCAAUACUACGCCCUCAUUGCAGGAAAUGUCUUACCCAUAGCUCAGAGAGGGUCUGAUGAACAUUUGUCUCGAUUUUAUUGUUUAGCCUUUGGAAUAGCAGAUGGCAGGUAUCCUCAGAAGCUGUCUACACAAAUGACACCUCCUGACUGUGUCUCUGCAGUUUAACCCUCCCCUUGUUUCCCCACUGCCCUUGAUAGUUAGUUACAGAACUGCUUAACUGGCUGAGACAAUCAAUCCCAUGUGGACUCAAAGCCAAGCCUUAUCCUUGUCCAUUGGUAUAGUUGGUGGCAUCUGCUCUUAUUUUAUGUGGUGGUGUCAUGCUGACUUUCAGGUGAAGAUGCCACUUCCAUAGGCCAUUAAAGCACAACCUGCAAGCAUUUAUUUUAAGCAAAGAGCAAUUAAAACUGUUACUCUGAAAGUUCAGGUUACUCUUUGGAUUUUAGCAUCAAAAACUUGGCUUUUCAUGUUGCUAAUUGCAUGUGAGCGGCGUUAUUUCUAUUUGUGGUUGGCUAAGCAAGGACUAUAGAUGCAAAUGUUCAUGGCAGCAAUGACUUUCUAUCUAUAUUCAGUGGUAUUAGAUUGUUUCUGUGAAAAUAUAGAGCAGUUUGUAUGAGGUGUGAUGGAAUUGUGCAAGAGUUUUCCCAUACUGUGUUCAGCUUGUGCAUACAUCCAGGGAUAAUUAAUGUAAGCAGCAGCAAUAGCUAUUCACAGAAGAGGAGAUUUUGCAAUAGUUUCUUAAUCCUACAUCAAUAAGGAAAAAUGUUUUCACACUAUUUCAUUUUUCUCUUGUGAAUAAAUCCUUGCUAUUUGAAUCUGGAGAUGGUGUAGUAGCAAACCACAGCCUAAGGAAUUAGUCUUGUCAAGAGCUUAUCUUGCACCGAGAGUUAAAUACAAAGCCAUUUUACUUUCUGCAAUAACUUGUUCUUUUGGGGGAAUUCCCAGCUUCCAGGGUUAGGAAGUUGAAUCUGCCCUUCUGUGACAAAUGAACCACUGCACCUGCUGUGCAAACCACAUUGGACAAGUUGAUGCCAUUCAUGUAGGCAGUGAGUACAAAGGGUGAGACUAAUCAAUGGUACUAUUUUUUCACCCUUUUUUAAACACACCCCAUCCCUAAAACAGUUUUCAAAUUCAGCCCAGGAUGAAAAUGAGCAAAUUGAGUUUGUGAUUUUAUAGCAUAAGUCAGGUAAAUGGGUCACAUCCUAUUUGGUUCCUAGUGCAAGAUGGAGCUACCUGGAAAAGGCAAACAGCACAGCACUGCUACAGUAUUUCUCUCAAAAGCUGCUGCAAAGACCAACAGCUGGAUGGUCUGUGUAUUCAGCAACCCCUUUUACCCAGUUAUCUUCCCAAGGCAAAACCAGCAGCAUGGGGUACCUUGGAAAUGAAGCUUAAAAUGAAGGAGCUCUGCCAGCCCACCAUUAGCCACACAUUGAAUGAACUUUCCGUCUACAUAGUAAACGGGGUGGACCUCCAGAGAGCUCAGAACACCCACAUCUUCCCUCUGAAGAGUGCUGUGUUUUCAGAAAGGAGCAGGGUCCAUUGGGAAGACUGAGUUCACUAAUGUGAAAUUAGCAAAAAGAUGUUUCCCCAUUUACAGGCUGAUUUUAGUGCAGGAAUUGAGAAGUACUUGAUCACCUCUCUGUCCUGAUCAUGUGGACACCACGGGACAUGGCUCGUGGCUUCCAGGGAAGACCCCUUGCACCUACCAGUAGGUGUUGGACAAUCAGGCCCUGAAGACUGAGGCAAAAUCCCAGUUCAGUCUAAUGGUGGGCGCUGGGCGGGUUGGUGGUGGCUGUAGUCGCCUGCCACGUGGAGAGGGUGUCCUCAUGGCAGCUUCAGGAACUAACCCAAACCAAAGCAACCUUUAAAAAGGGAAACAGCAAAAUUCCAUUGCACUGGUCCUGUUGCUCCGGGGUUGGAUUUGGGGAACAGGGAGUACGAUGAGGCCAUUUUCAUGUCCCUGACACUUUGGAGCCCUCAUACUGAAUGGAAAGAGAAAUUUUUCUUCCUCUAGGUUUGUCAUCCUGAACUCAAAGCUAUUGCAUUAGAUUGAUGAGAGCUCUCUUCCAGUCAUUCGUAUUGACUAGGAUUUGGGAUUUUAAAUUAUUUAAAACAAAUUACUGGCAAGAUGAAUGGAAACAGAAUGGAAGUUGUUUGCAAUGAAUCCUGCCAAGUCAGUUGUCAAAAGACUGGUUAGAUUUGGGUUGCAACUGUUUUCAUUACUGACUUUCCUGGAUUUCUGUAUGAGCUAUGUGGUUCUUUUUCUCCCCAUGCUUUGCUUUAUUCAGCUACAUCUCUCUGCUGUGGUACUGUAUCUUUAACUUGGGUGGCAGUAGGAUUAUACCAACUGGACUCUGCUCAGCUGGGAUUUCAUUCCUCUCUACUUACAUAAGGGUCAGACCAUGCUGUUGUGCAGGCCCAGUUUAAUUAUGUUUUAAAGAUGAACACAGCCUCACACCCUGACAUUGAUGAUAUUUAUCACUGAGCAAACCACUCCAACCCUUUUGCAUCUUAGGCAGGAACUAAGGUUCAUUUUAGCCAGGGCAUAGAAUGCAUCUUGCCAGGUCUGUGUAACUUACUUAGUGGAUUUAUUUUGAAUGCGUGCUCAUUUAGAAAUAUACUUUCAUUGAAAUCUUUAGUGCUUUCUCUUACAUGCCCACUGUGCAAUACCAUAGUGUGUUCUUUUCCUUUUCCUAAGACUUUGUUGAAAUGCUUAGUAUUUCUCUGAGCUCCAAUGUGGUUUUGACCUGGAUUGGUUCUGGUUGUAGUAAAACAUUUUCCUUGCCUCAAGCUAACCAGAAGCAGCAGCAGCACAUUGCACAACCACAAAUCUUUGCAAUUCAUGCACCCUCAUGUUCACCAGCAAUCUGGCACUCCUGGGAGGAGGAGAGUGCUUCUCUCCAGAGUAUCUAAUUUGCACUUACUGUAAAGAAUUGAUAACAACCCAGGGAAAUAGGAGUAAAUUAGAGAGAAGAGCCCUUGCCUGCUCCCACCAAACUCCACAGUAAUUUUGCCAUCAACUUUCAAAGGAACAGGCCCUAAAAAUCAGGUCCAGCUCCCAAGCUAGCAUGGGCUGGUGCUGCUCAGUGCAGCCAAGCAGAGGGCACAUGAGCAGCUUGCUGAGGGUUCAGCUCUGGGCUGGGGGUUCACUCCCAGUCUCUUCAUUGAACUAUUUUAAUGUAGGAACCUGACCACUGUGACAAAGGCCUCUAAAAGACAAUCAGCUUCUGGAAUUAAUUCUCGAUACAAUUUAUUGGAAAUCCAUUCUCCUCCACGUUUACAGCUUGUCUGAUUCAAGAUUACAUUCCAUUCUGGUGCUUGGUGGUCCAGGGGAUUAAAGCACUCGCAGUGUCUGCGACUGUGUUGGAACCAAGCAAUUCAAAGGUGCUAUAACUGUUCACAAGGCACAUUCCCAUCCAUCCGAGGAAACGUUAACUUUUUCACUAGUUAUUUUACACAGUAUUUUUUUAUUUAUAUCAGUGUGUUUUGUAUGUGUGCAAAUGGUCCUGGCUUCUCUCAUUGUAAUAAGCUUUACAGCCAUUUGGUCCUUUAUAGAGCAGCCAUUCGCAGUAUCUUGCAAUCGUGUAAUUUCUUAACUUAGAGCAAGACUAAAUCUCAUCUGACAUGAUGAACUCCUUUAUGGCAGGCUCUAAUGUUUGCUGUAAACACAACCUGUUUGUUCCACCUCUUGCAUGGUUACUUACCUGUUUUCAUAUUGCUAUGUUAUUGUUCAAAAUAGCUAUUUCUCUUUAUUCGCUAUGGGGUUUGUUACUGUAUAUGGAAUGUUUUUUGUAUUCAGCAUUUUCUUACAGAGCAGAGUGGGAACAGUAUUCAAGAACCCACAAAUACCAAAGACCUUUCAUGUAAUGCACUGAGAAAUAAACAUACUGUAAAGGAA
Strigops habroptila (Kakapo) is the source of this 5785-nucleotide messenger RNA. RefSeq names its product collagen type XXVI alpha 1 chain (gene COL26A1). The coding region runs from base 296 to 1765 and encodes 489 amino acids. The record is from RefSeq and is a predicted model, not a curated record. The transcript has 15 exons. NCBI's taxonomy places the organism in Eukaryota, Metazoa, Chordata, Aves, Psittaciformes, Psittacidae. Gene Ontology annotation, molecular function: protein binding.